AUGACAACGCAAAGAAAAGCGGCAAGCCUGCUGGGGCUGCCGGACCGCUUCGUGGCAGUGGAGAUUGAGUCUGAGUACUCCUUCUUCGGCGACCUCUCAGCAGCCGAGACUGGCCUAGAAGGGGCUCUAGAGGACGGUCUUGAAGCUCCACCGCCUGAGGAAGGUCUCUCGAGCCAGGACUACUGCCUACAUGCCGCUGAAGAUGAAGGCUUGCCCUUGGAAGAGGAGGAGGAUUUGUCGGUUGCGUCUAUUUUUCGCAGCCAACUGGGUUUGGGAGCAAUUGCAAAGACCCAAACGAAGCCUGUGGACCCUGACGACGACGCUGGCCUGGACGCGCUCUUGACGGACCCACUGGCUGUUGCGCGAAAGCAGCUGCGAGAUGACGAUUAUGACCAGCGGGAACUUCCCUCGGAGCUGUUCCCUGAUGCGAUGUCGGUAUCGAGCGCAGCAGCGGUAGCCCAGUCCCCCUCGCUGUUUGGCGUCACGUCCAGCUCCUACACCUUGUUCGACGGCUACAGCACCAACAUGCUUGGCGGGGCCAGUUGUGGCCCCGACAACGGCAUGCGGCCCGGAGGCGCCAGCGGCGCAUCAUCCUUCGCGACAGCGCAGCAGCAGCCUUCACUGCCUUCACUGCCUUCACAGCCGCUCAUGCCACAGCCUUCGCCACCGUCGUCCAGCUCCGCCGGACCGUCGCUACUGCAGAUGCUGAAGAAGCCGUCUCAGGCGCCCCGCAAGGCAUUGACCCUGGAGGAGCUCGAGGCGCGCAUGUUUGGCACCGCAGAGUUCGCAUCAUCGGCGUCAGGGGGCCCCAAGGGGGUGCUGCAAGCGCCUGGCGCUCCGAUUGCAGAUGCGCCCGGCGCCGCGGUUCUUGUGUCAGGCGGUUCAGGCGGCAUUGGACAUGACACCCGGGCGGCCGCAGGGCCCUUCCAGCAACAGCAACAGCAACAGCACCCGCAAGGGUCGAUAGCGCGACCGCUGCCCGGCAUGCCCGUCAGCAAUGCGGCCACAACGCAGGGUCCGCGGUUGGGCGUGCCAAUGGCAGCGGGCACGAUGGGAGCGCCGGGCGCGUUCCCGGGCCAGCUGCAGCCGCCGCCUCCAUCGCCUCCCGGGCCACAGGGACAGACGCCGCAGCCGUUGCAAGGAACGUCACAAUCGCUGCCUCCUCCGCAACAUCACCACCACAUGCACAGCGCAGCUGCACAUCACGGGCCCAUGCAGAUGCCGCUGCAGCCGCUGCCUGGUGCCCCCGGGCCCGGACUGUUCCCUCAGCCGCACGUCAUGGGUGGAGGUCACAUGGGCGCUGGACCGCAGCCCUCCAACUUCAUGUACAACAACAACAGCAAUGGGAUGUUGGCACCGCAGCCGCCCCAGCACCACCACCAGCACCCGCCCGGUCCUGGCAUGCUGCCGCCUGGCGCCAUGGGGUCGCCGCAGUACGGCCCUGGCGCGCUGUACGGCCCGCCACGUGGCCCCAUGCCUCUGUACGGACCCGGGCCGAUGGGUAUGGGUGGCCCGACACCAUACAUGCAUGAUGGCGGCUUUCCAAUGCGGCCCAUGGGUGGCCCGCCGGGCAUGCCUGGCCCGAUGCACGGAAUGCCGCCGCGCCCCGGCCCCUUCGGAUAUGGUCUGGGACCCGCACUGGGCCCUGGCGCGGCACCUGGCCAGCAGCAGCGCCAGCAGCAGCAGCAGCAACAGCCGCAACAGCUCGCAGCUCCAGGGCCCCAGCGGUCGCCCUUGUUAUCAGGACCGCAGCUGCCGCCGGGCAGUGGGGCGCAGAGGACCAUGCCGGGCUUACUGGGUCCCGGGGGUGUCCCGGGAGCCCAGCGCCCAAGCCAGACACGCCAGGCUGUGCCUCCUGCUGCAUCGGAUUUUGGGCAGCAGGUAGUGGUAGUGGUAGUGGUGGCCACCCCAGUGGUGUCAAGUGCGCUGGGUGCACUGAUUUGUGUGGGUGGGUGGUUUGCUGCCCGGGCCAAUGGCGUUCAAGGCGCGCUGGGGGCAGGUCCGGUGGCGCUGGCGGCGGCAGCCGCCGCCGCAACAGCCGGCCGCCCUGGCGGCCGUCUCGGCGGCAAAUGGAUGCCGCCAGAGGACGUCGAGUACAUCGUACGCAGCUUGCUGUAUACGGUUGCCAACGGUGUGCCGUACGUGGAGGACUACUACUACCAGGCCUUUGUGCACAAGCGCGUCUCCAGGUCGACGCGGCAGCAGCUGAUGUCCCCCGGGUCCUUCCCCAUGGCGGCCCCCUUCGUGCCUGAGUCUCUGCGGGAGCUAUCAGAGGACCAGAUGAGCCUGAUGCGGCUGGACUCGAGCGUCAGGGCCAAGUUUGUGGAGGGUUUGCAGGGCCUUGGCAAGAUUGUGCUGUCGAAUAUCCGCACGCCCAAGGUGCUGAUGGACCUGACGGACCGGGAGUUUCACGGCGGUGGUGAGGCCAGAUCGCGUACCGUGCCCGUGGCAGAGGGUGAGGGUUCGGCCGACGUUGCAAAGGGAUCUGCGGAUCAGCAAGGGCGCUGUGCCAGGCCACUGGAGCAGGAGCCCCUCCUGGCGGCCCGCAUCAUGAUUGAGGACUGCAUGAAUCUGCUGCUGGAUGUGGACGACAUCGACCGCCUGGCGAACCACAUAGCGGCGAUGGCGCUGCCCAUAUCAGGCGGGCCCCCAGCCACAGCCGCCGUGGCUGCUGCUGUAGUUGCUGCUUCAGCAGCCACAGCCGGCGCGGCGGCCCCGGCGGCAGGCCUGUACAUCCCUUCAGCCGCUGGGCCGCUGCAGCUGUUGCAGCUCCGUCAGCGGCGAGAGCUGCUAUUGGCGGGUAUUAACGGGGCGUUCCGGCUUCCCAACUCACCCCGGGGCGUGGCGGCUGGCAGCGGCUUGGGUGCGGACGGCUCCUUGGAUUCGGAUUCAGGGACGCUGGUCGGUGGAAGCCUGCUCGACACGGGGGUGCCAGGGCCUUACGUGCUUCUGUGGGCCACCCUGCGUAACGCCUGGUUGAUCUUUGGCACCAGUCUCCAGCAAAGCUUGGAGGCCGUGACGGAGCGGGCCCUCCUGGAGUCGACAGCGCGGCUGGCGGCGGCGGUGCGGGAGGCGCUACUGCGCCUGCCCACUCAGCGAGACGUAGUGGACGCUGCGGCGGCGUUUAAUGCCGGCUGCCAGCAGCAUGUCGAGGCGCUUUGCCAGGGAAACCCGGCCAUGACGGGCUCCAUGGAAAUAACCCUGCUUCCAUUGGCACAGACGCGGGCGGCGGAGCCGCCGCCGUCACUUCCCUCGUCGUCGUCAUCGCCGGGGACGUCGGUGGCGGCGCCAGCAUGGCUUGGGGAGGCGCUGGCGGCGCUGGUAACGAGGGCCUCGCAGCUUGGACUAUCGGAGCCGCAGCCGCGACCGGGGGAUCGCGGUGUCGCUGGGGGUAGCGGUGCUGGUGCUGGUGCGGAUGGUGGCGCGGAGGUGGUGGCAUUGCCAGGAAGGAAAAUCAGCAGCAGCAGCGGCGGCAGCGGCGGCGGCAGUCAUGCGCUGGUAGAGGAGUGGCGGCGGGAGUAUGGGCUGCUUUAUGAGCGGCUGUCGCGCCACCUGGCCACACUCGGCGGCAUUCACGAGAUGGCGGCCGCCAGCGGCAAUGCCGAGGCUCUGGCGGUGGUGCGUGCGCUCAGCUGCCCCGCACUUGUGAACGCCAUGCUGCAGCACGCGUCGCCAGAUCAGGCGAGGUGGGUGGGUGGGUCAGUGCUUGGAGUCUUCUACUACCUGUGGGACCUAGUAACGCAUGGCGAGCGAGCGGUUGGGCAGGACCGCGGACUCGCGUGUAUUGUAUGUGUGCCAGUACUUUCCGGUUGGGUAAAAGUCGGCGUGGUGGCUGAACGGUGUGACUGUGACUCUUUGGAAAUGGGCCAGAUUAGUAUGCAGUGUAUCGCGGUGGUGCAGUGUACCCACGGGAGCGGCUUGGCGGUCGCCGGCAUGUUGGGCACCAACUGCCCCGACGUCCAGGGCACCCUCGACAGCACGAACUUCUACCGGUACGUCCACCGAGCGCCCCCGCUGCAGUGGAGCUCCAGCCUGGCUCAGGGAGCACAGGAUUACGCGGAUGAACUGGCAGCCCGCGGCUGCGCCCUCGACCAUUCCGUUAAUCAGGCGUUUGGGGAGAACCUCAUGCAGGUCAUUUCCUACCCAGCCCCCGACAUCGGCUGCAUGGAGGCGGUAGACGGCUGGUACAGUGAAGUCCAGUACUACGACUUCACAACGCCGAAACCGUUCGAAGUUAACUGGCCUCGAAGGAUCGGUCACUUCUCCCAGCUGGUUUGGCGCGCCAGUUCGGCUCUGGGGUGUGGUGUGGCCACCGCAGAUCAGCAGGUCGAAGUCCUGCCCGGGCGAUUCAGGCCCGGGGGAUUGCUUCCCCCCCGUCCCGAUGUCCAGGUGGAUGGUUGA
Messenger RNA from Volvox carteri f. nagariensis, 4401 nucleotides. RefSeq lists its product as uncharacterized. Gene Ontology annotation, molecular function: RNA binding. Gene Ontology annotation, cellular component: extracellular region; P-body. Lineage: Eukaryota; Viridiplantae; Chlorophyta; Chlorophyceae; Chlamydomonadales; Volvocaceae. The transcript is spliced from 18 exons. The record is from RefSeq and is a predicted model, not a curated record. Gene Ontology annotation, biological process: P-body assembly; deadenylation-dependent decapping of nuclear-transcribed mRNA. The coding region runs from base 1 to 4401 and encodes 1466 amino acids.